Molecule: messenger RNA, 9487 nt
Organism: Xyrauchen texanus (razorback sucker)
Lineage: Eukaryota; Metazoa; Chordata; Actinopteri; Cypriniformes; Catostomidae
Gene: frmd4a
Product: FERM domain containing 4A
Exons: 23
Coding region: 585-3734 (1049 amino acids)
Biological process (GO): establishment of epithelial cell polarity
Cellular component (GO): cytoskeleton; adherens junction; bicellular tight junction
Source: RefSeq, a predicted model, not a curated record
UGUGUGUGUGUGUGUGAGUGUGUGUGUGUGUGUGUGUGUGUGAGUGUGUGUGUGUGUGUGUGUGUGUGUGUGUGUGUGUGUGUGUGUGUGUGUGUGUGUGUGUGUGUGUGUGUGUGUGUGUGUGUGUGUGUGUGUGUGUGUGAGUGAUAACACUCAUAUUAAUCCAGUGACCUGGAUUGCGUUUGACUGGAGGAGGCAAGCCUAACAUAUCUAGAGCACAAAACAUACCAUGGCUACUUCCAGAGAGAGAGAGAGAGAGAGAGAGAGAGAGAGAGACAACCUCCCUCCCUCUCUCUUACAGAGCGAAACACACUCACACACUCAGUGUGGGAUCUGCCACAGUAUGGGCUGAAGGCAUCUAAGACAAGGACAUACUGAAGACACAGAGACACAGGAAACAGACUCAAAGAAACGACAAAGAAGAGCUGGCACGAGGAGAACAGGAGAGAAAGAAGAGAAACAGGCUGGAAAUAAGGUGGGAGAGAGUCGUGGAGACACAGCGCGAGAGGGGACGUGCGUGUCUGUCAGUGCCGGGACAACAGACACAGAACGGUCGUGGACCAGACGCUGGGACACACGCUCACAUGCACACCAUGGUGGUCCAGGCGGCCGUAACGCCCGGGAGGACCCGCAGGCUUCUGCUUAAACUGCCAGUUGGGACGCUGAGACGAAAUAGUGAAGACAGGAUGACGGAAGGGCGGAGAUGUCAGGUCCAUCUCCUGGAUGACAGGAAAUUGGAGCUCCUGGUACAGCCCAAGCUAAUGGCGAAGGAUCUUCUAGACCUGGUGGCGUCCCAUUUCAACCUGAAGGAAAAGGAAUAUUUUGGAAUCUCUUACAUAGAUGAGACGAGUCAUUUCAGCUGGUUGCAGCUGGAUCGGCGUGUUCUGGAACACGAAUUUCCCAAGAAAUCUGGACCCAUUGUGCUUUUCUUCUGCGUUAGGUUCUACAUAGAGAGUAUCUCUUAUCUGAAGGACAAUGCCACAAUAGAGCUGUUCUUCCUCAAUGCAAAGUCAUGCAUCUAUAAGGAGCUCAUAGAGGUGGACAGUGAGGUGGUGUUUGAACUGGCCUCCUACAUCCUACAGGAAGCUAAAGGAGACUUCACAAGUAAUGAUGCUACUAGGGCCGAUCUGAAGAAACUGCCAGCACUGCCUACACAAGCACUGAAGGAGCACCCUUCACUCGCAUACUGUGAGGACCGGGUCAUUGAGCACUAUAAGAAGCUGAGCGGACAGUCCAGAGGCCAGGCUAUCGUCAAUUAUAUGAGUGUAGUGGAGUCAUUGCCCACAUAUGGAGUGCAUUAUUAUGCUGUUAAGGAUAAGCAGGGUAUCCCGUGGUGGCUGGGUUUGAGCUAUAAAGGCAUUUUUCAAUAUGACUACCAGGACAAAGUCAAACCGAGAAAGGUGUUCCAAUGGAGACAGUUGGAGAAUCUGUACUUCAGGGAGAAGAAGUUCUCAGUGGAAGUCCAUGACCCGAGAAGGGCGUCGGUAACGCGGAGGACGUUUGGUCACAGUGGCAUUGCCGUACACACCUGGUACGCCUGUCCCACCCUCAUCAAGUCCAUCUGGGCCAUGGCCAUCAGCCAGCACCAGUUCUACCUGGACCGCAAACAGAGCAAGAGUAAGAUCCAUGCAGCGCGCAGUCUGAACGAGAUAGCCAUAGACCUGACAGAAACAGGAACCCUCAAGACGUCCAAACUGGCCAACAUGGGCAGCAAAGGCAAGAUCAUCAGCGGGAGCAGUGGGAGCCUGCUGUCCUCAGGCUCUCAGGAGUCAGACAGCUCUCAGACCGCUAAGAAGGACAUGUUGGCGGCUCUGAGGGCCAGACAGGAAGCUCUGGAGGAGACGCUCAGACUGAGAAUUGAGGAACUGAAGAACAUCUGCAUUAGAGAAGCGGAGCUGACAGGAAAGCUUCCUAAAGAAUAUCCUCUGGACCCUGGGGAGGAGCCGCCAACCGUCAGACGCAAAAUCGGCACGGCCUUCAAACUGGAUGAGCAAAAGAUCCUGCCCAAGGGAGAGGAAGAGGAAUUGGAGCGUUUGGAACGGGAAUUCGCAAUCCAGUCUCAGAUAACGGAGGCAGCACGGCGGUUAGCGUCAGACCCUCACAUCAGCAGUAAGAAGCUGAAGAAGCAGAGGAAGACGUCGUAUCUAAAUGCUCUGAAGAAACUUCAAGACAUCGAGAACGGCAUCAAUGAGCACCGUGUUCGCUCCGGGAAGAAACCAACACAACGUGCUUCUCUCAUCAUAGAGGAAGCGAACAUCGGCUCAGAGGACAGCUCACUCUCUGACGCCCUGGUGCUGGAUGAUGAUGACCCCCAGGUGGCAGGAACCCCCACGUUCUCGCCGGCUGCCUCCCCACACAAAGGUCUCCCACCUCGACCCCCCUCCCACAGCCGGCCGCCACCCCCGCAGUCCCUGGACGGACUGAGACACCUGCACUACCAGCGCACAGACUAUGACAAGUCUCCUAUCAAACCACGCAUGUGGAGCGAAAGCUCAUUAGACGAACCCUAUGAAAGGGUGAAGAAACGUUCCUCCCACUCCAGUAGUCACAGACGGUUCCCCAGCACGGGCAGCUGUGAGGCGGGUGGGAGUAACUCUCUCCAGAACAGUCCUGUGCGCUCAAUGCCUCACUGGAACAGCCAAUCCAGCAUGCCCUCCACUCCUGACCUAAGAACACGAAGCUACGUCCACACGGCCAGUGUAACUCAGCCCUUCCGUGGGCGGAGUUCCAGUCUGGAAUCUCAGGGGAAGCUGCUCUCCUUAGAGGCGGACACAGAGGCGGGGCUUAGCCCUGACCUCUUCCUGUCGGGCCCGCAGAGGACAGGAAGUAACGGCUCGGUGGUCCCCGACGACUGCUCGUCCUGCACCAGCCACUCCAGCUCAGAACAUUACUACCCCUCGUCCACCUCCAACCCCAACUACUGCACGCUAGCCGAGGACUCGCCCUCUAAAGCACGGCAGCGCCAGCGGCAACGGCACAAAUCCGCCGGGAACCUGGGCGCCUCCAGCUCCGGCAGCAUGCCCAAUCUGGCGGCCCGCAACGGAGGUACUCACGGAAGUGUGUGCGGCAGUCACCAGGGCGUGUACCUCCACAGUCAAAGCCAGCCCUCCUCGCAGUACCGCAUCAAAGAGUACCCGCUUUACACGGAGGGCAGCAGCCCCAACGCCGUGGUGGUCCGUAGCCUGGAGAACGACCAGGAGGGGCACUACAGUGUCAAGGCGCAGUUUAAGACCUCCAACUCCUACACUGCUGGGGGUCUUUAUAAGGAGGGGUGGGGCUCCGGGGAGGACGGCGAAGCGGGCGGGAGCAGCGGGAGGUUGACGCCGUCUCGUUCACAGAUUGUGAGGACUCCGUCUCUGGGCAGGGAUGGAGGAGGAGGAGGUGGGCGGGCAGCUGUGUCAGAGGAGCUGCGGUGCUGGUAUCAGCGCUCCUCUGGAUCGCUGAAGGAGCACAGAAGCGUCACGCACACCAGCUCCAAUCCCUCGGAUGGUCGUGGAGGACGGAUAGGGACGCUAGUGAAGGGGUCACCAGCUGCAUCUCCGCACGUUCAGAGGAGUGGAACGCUCUGUAGUGAACCUGCAGCUACGCCACCCUGCAGCCCACAACACAUCCUCAACUGGCAGGGCGGAUCGCCGUUCAACGAUAGUUGUUUCCUGAGCAGUCCCCUGUGUGCUGAUAUAGCGGACGUACAAUGGUACGGACAUGAGAAGGCAAAGCCGGGAACACUCGUCUAAUCCCUCAUCCCUCAUCCCUUUCUCUUUAAGAGAGAGAGAAAUAUGAAGGCAGGCCUUUCCAUAGGCUGAACCUCAACUUAUAAAAACCUGUAUGUCUGGAGCCAGUACCACCUCACCUACUUCCUGUCCGUCUAACUCCCUCUCUGUAUACCCAGCGGUACUGUGCUUAUGAACUAUGGAAAUACAGGAGUCUAAAUGAACUAAACUGAGCUUGACCUUUCCUGACCUUCCCCCUCAGACUUUGAACUUUGACCCAGUUAGCUGGAAGCCAGUUCCUGCGUAUGCACAAGAACCCUUAAUGUUAAAUGCGUCGCUGGAGUAACGUGCAUGCGAGAGACUUCUCGUGUACGCAUGUAUGUGUGAGCGUUGUACUAUAAAUAAACCCCAUCUCACGCACACACGUGCUCAAAUAGACACGCAUCCCGUGCUGUCGUGUGUGUCACUCUGCACUGAUGUCAGAGAAUCAACGCCGGUCAUGCACGAAAACACCUUCCGAUGUAUUGCUUUGUCGUCAACCACCUUCUUUGUUGAUCUCUAUGUUCGGAUAAAAGAAGAUGACCACAAGCCCCGCCUUCAUUCUACAGCCUCCCUUCUGAUUGGACCAUGAACUAUAAGUCACUCCUACCUUCUGAUAAUAUUUUGUGGAAAAGAAGAGCAUUUAAAUGGUGAUAGCAUUUCUCCAAUCUCCCUGGAAUUGAAGAUUAACCGCUAAAAUGUCCUCAUUGUUAAAAGGAUUCCAAGGAAACGAUGCAUGUAAUUCCCAAAAACAUUGUUGGUAUCUGUCCACUCCAUGGACCUUUAUGAUAACCGUUCAAAAGUUUAUAGCUGUAAGACAUGUUUGAUGCCUCUGUUCACUAAGGAUGCAUUAAAGUGAUGAAGAAUCACAGUAGACAUUUACAUCGUCACAAAUAACUAUUUCUAUUUCAUUAUAAGCUCCUUUCUUUAAACUUUCUGCAGGGUUUUGGAAAGAGGGGGCGUGGCUAAUUCAAUGGCUCAGUCUCGUGAAAGUCUCGUGAAUGGCUGAAAUUGCAUAACCGUGUCAAAUGUUAUAACAAAAAGAAAUGUUUCUUGAGUGCCAGAUGAGCACAUUAGGAUGAUCUCUUAAGGUGCGUACACACUGCCAGCGACGUCGCGCGCGACAGCGACUCAAUACCAUUCAUUUUCAAUGCGAGCACAGCGACUUCCGGCGACACGAGCUGUCGCGACCGUUGGCGCUAGAUGUGGGCGUGUCCAGCUACGUGACAAAGUUGAGAAAAGUUCAACUUUGGAGGGACUAACGGAAGCGACAGCCAAUAGGAGAGACGACGGGAGAGCUCACGUGAUCCUUCUCUCUCUCUCUCUCUCUCUCUCUCUCUCUCUCUCUCUCUCUCUCUCAGCUCCUGCAGUAACGGAUUGAUGGAUGAAAGGCUAAUUCUUGCUGUUAGAAAUGUUCCAGUGCUCUAUGAUAUGUCUCUUCCCACGUACAAGGACAUUUUUAAGAAAAAUACUGUGUGGAAAGGUGUAUCAGAAAUCGCGGGGAUUUUAUGGACCCAGACAGACCGGCGUUUGCGUUUUCGCCGCAGAUAAACAGCCGCUAUGGCAAACAGCACGCCUUGUUUCUCAUUCAUCUUUGAUAUAAAGCAUUUUAUGUACUGAUUCCAUUUAUAUUUAGUCUUUUCCCUCCAAAAUGUUUGUUUUUAGUGGCAAGAAAAGAGAUUCGCUGUCAACAGCAAAGGAGUGGCAUCCGUGAAUGUCAUUUAUAAACGUUACUAGGCAACCAGUAGUGGGAACACCCACUAGCGACUUCACCGCCAGCCACUGGCGACCUGCAGCGACAAAGUCCCUGGCAGUGUGUACGCACCUUUAAGGAUUAGGUUGACUGCUGAAAACGGGGGUGCCCCAUUGAUAUAUAUAAAAUAAAUAAAAAUAUAUAUAAAACACUUAUUUGACAUGUUUGUGCCGGUAUUUUGGAUCAAUUUAAUGCAUCCUCGGCCAACAGAAGCAUCAAUUUCUUUCAAAAACAAAAUUGUCUUGGUGAUGUAAAUCAUCCGAGGUCUUUGGAAACGUUGUCUUUGUCUGUAUGUACUGUAAUGUUGAAAAUUUUUCAUUUGUUGUGGUCCAGGCCAUUUAUCAUUUGAUCAAAUUUAGAAGCCAUAGCUGUAAUAAUGUAACAGAUACGUUAAAUGACCAAUCUGUGAAGUACUGUAUACCGCAUAAACACUCAAGCAGCAACCAGUGUACAUUUCUACAACGGUAACUUGCCGCCAUGUUGCUCUGAGCCUGUACUUUACACAGAUUUACGGUACAUCCCAUAAUGCCCCACUGUACGCCCGCGCUGCAUGCAAAUCUGUCACAACCCAAAAAACUACAAACCCCACAUUCCUUCUCCGUAAAUGUGUUGUGACAUCAGUCAAGCUGUCUCUAAUGAUGCGUUCCAUUCAAAGUCGAUAUUCCCAAUUUCCGAACAUAAAGGCAUUACUGCCCGAUGCUCGGAAGAUGACGCAAACAGAUCAGCAAUGUGACGUCUCAUCGCGAAGGAUAAAUGCUAGCGUUUGGCAUCCAGCUGUACAAUUAUCAGAGACUAUAGUUUACUGUAUUUCACACAUCUAUCAAUGGAAACGUUUGCUGCAAUUUAAUUAUCAUCAUGUAAUUCAGGAACGUUUGUGCUUUUAUUUACAUAAACGUGAAGAUUUAUCAUUAACUUCGUGCUUCAACCUGGGUGAUCUGCACUAAGUCUGUCUUAUUUUCUGGUCAAAAUAUCGAAACAUCCUUAAAACAAGACAAAAUGACUUGAGAAGUUGAGAAGUUUAUGCUUAAAACGAGACAAAUGGGGUAAGAAAAAUAGAAAAAAUUAACUUUAAUUUAAUGUAAUUUUUGUUUACGCCAUUGGCCAUUCUGUCUUGUUAUAAGCAUAAAUGUUACUAAUAAUUUUGAUAUAUUUCUCUGGGGAAAAAUAGAGACAAAAUAUGUCAUAUAAUUUCGUUUAUCAAGUAAAUUUAUCUUGUUUUAAAUAAAAGCUUCGUUUUCUGGAAAGCGAGACAAAAAUAUUCGAUUUUUUUGCAGCGUGCCAACAUGUUUGCAUGGCAUCAUGCACCCGCAUCUUGGCGAAAUCCAAGUUUCCAAGUUGGAAGUCCAACUUCGAGUGGCGUUCCAUUGCACUUUUCCCAAGGAGGAAGUUUGAAAUUCCAAGUUUGAGUUGAAUGGAAUGCAGCAUCAAACACAAAACACUCCUGGCCUUAUAGGUGUCAUGCUUUUAUGUUUGUCUGUGUUUAAUAUUCAGGAGACAACUAUAUUACAACUAAAACAUUCAAGUCAGAUGAGCACAACACAAAGUGGCACACAGACUUUAAAAAGGAUAGUUCAACCCCCAGUCACCAUUCACUUUCAUUGCAUGAAACACUUUAAUUUAAAGGUCUACAAUAAUGCACUAGUUAAGCGUGAAUAAGACAGUAAUUAAUGAUGAAUUAAAUGUAGAUUAAGGCUAUUUCACCCAUCAUUUACAACUUAUUAAACGUCUUAUUUUGCAUAGAAAGUAAUACAAUUAAUGCUCAAUUUCAGAUAUCGUAUAACGUUUACUAAACCAUUUUAAGCCAGUAAUGAAAGCUAAUUAAUAUUGCCGUUACUAGUAAAUUAAUAACAAAUUGACCCCCUGCUCUAAAGUGAAAGUUGAACCUACUCAAGUUAUGGGUUUGUUUUGCACACGCUUCAAUCGAAAUAAAUAAAGUUUCUGAAAAUACCGUCCUCCGCCACCCGGAUUGAGGCGAGUCACUACGCCACCACGAGUACUUGGAGCGCACUGGGAAUUGGGCGUUCCAUUGGGAAUUCUUUAGUGAAACCAAUAAUUAGUCUUAAUAAUAAUUACUGUUACUUAAAUAAACCUAAAUAGCACCUUAUAUAUGUCAAACAAACCUUUAACUUAAAUUGGAAAAUUUUCGCUUUAGAACUGGGGGUCGACUUGUCUUUAAUAGACGAUUUGAAUCAUUUAUUAGUGCUAUUUAGCCUUAAUUACUGGCUUAAUAUAUGACAUGUAUUAAUAUCUGAAAUGGAGCAUUAAUUGCAUAACUUUCAACACAGAAAUAAGAUAUUUAAUUAGUUGGAAAUUAUGGGUAAAAUAUCCUUACUCUACAUUUAAUUAUGCAUUAAUUAAUAACUUAUUCAUGCUUAACUAGUGCAUUAUUGUGGACACUUAAAUUAAAGUGAUACCCGUCUUUUGUUUCCCCAUACAAUAAAAGUGAAUCGUAUUUUUGGGUGAACUAUCCCUUUAAUAUUUCAGUCUGAAGGAUGUUACCUCUGACCUGUGAAGGAUUUCAGGAGAACAGCAUUUCCAGAAUGUGACGAGAAAUACGAUAGGUGCUUCGUUUUAAAAGCAGAAAAGCCUCUGAACCGAAACCAGGGCUGGACUGGUAAUCUGGCAUAGCGGGCAUUUUCCCGGUGGGCCGACGCAGUUUGGGGCCAAUCAGGGGCGGUUUUGGCCAUUGGGAGAACCGAGCUGGCCAGUGGGACAAAAAUGGGCCGUGAUAAGCUAAAUUGAGCCGCCGCGUUAUACAGAACGGACCACAAAACGGCGCCGCAAUAUGCAGAAAAGGCCCACGAACCUUUGGGCCAGUUGCUAUGUAAAAUCCCAGGCCGAGCCCUGACUGAAACCACGGGUGCCCCUCUAUCGAGGAAAAACAUCUCAAGCCAUAAAGUUUAAGACCACAUUUAUUACACACUCACAAGAUACGAAAACCGUGUACAGACAAAGUACUUUAAGAAACCGGUAGCUGAAAGCACACCCUUUGCCGUUAAUUCUCACCUUCCAAAAGUUGUAGUCAAUAGUUUGUGCAUUAAUAUAAUAAUAAGCAACUAUAACUGUCAUUCAUAACAGGUUAAAAUAGAUCCCAAACAGCAUCAUUUGUCCCCAAAUCGAAGAUCCCCGCACCAUAAACGGCCUCUUUUCUAAAUUUUGUAUCUGUCCUAAAAUAGAUCGUUCAACGCCCUUUGCGUGCAUGCUCAGCACACACCGUGCUACUUGAUGUUAAAACGAAAACAUGGUCUCAAAACAGCCCGUACCGUAAUAAAACACCACACACUCGUGCAUUUAGAGGUCGCUCAGACCCUCGUACCUCCCUGUACCCUCGUAGACCAACGUGAACUCGCCUCUCUUGUCUACCUGUACUCGAAACCGUAAAUCUUUUUAUAUAUAAAAAAAAAAACAACUAACACAUUUAUCAACAUUUAUAGGCAGGACUAUGGAAACCUUGACUAGGUUCUUUUAAAAGUUGAACAUUGACCAUACGUUUAAUGAUUUUUAUAAAUCAGUAUCCGUUUUAUUUCUGUCCGCGUUUUCACUAAAUGCUGGGAAGCAGUAACGACACGUUCAGGUGCUACAGGAAGACCGGUUACUGCUUUCAUGUCCCAGCUGUAGACGUUUCCUAAUGUUGUCAGUAGUUUUAAUACCAGUCAUGCAAAAUGAAGGAUGUUAGUUACUAAACCGUGUCUAUCACUUCAUCUUGACAAUAGAGCAUGUUUCAUGAGUUCGUUUCAGACAUAACCGCCGGACACAAUUCAAAUGGUGUUGUAGGGAAAAAAAAACGAAGUGGAAUUGUUGGGCGGGAUAAAUGUAACCAAAUUCCACAGUUAAUUUAUUCUUUUUUUUUUUCUAUUAAGAAUUUGUAUAAUAAAAUUUUUCAAAAACUGUGUUGUUGGCAACUGAUACUGAAUUUUCCAGAUGAGAAAUGUGUUGGUUCUUGAGAUUCUGAAAUAAAUUAUUGCUGAAUGUUCUUUCAACUAAA